This is a messenger RNA of Galeopterus variegatus (Sunda flying lemur), 950 nucleotides long. RefSeq names its product interleukin 33 (gene IL33). NCBI's taxonomy places the organism in Eukaryota, Metazoa, Chordata, Mammalia, Dermoptera, Cynocephalidae. The coding region runs from base 1 to 771 and encodes 256 amino acids. The record is from RefSeq and is a predicted model, not a curated record. The transcript has 7 exons. Gene Ontology annotation, biological process: positive regulation of cytokine production; positive regulation of inflammatory response. Gene Ontology annotation, molecular function: cytokine activity.
AUGAAGCCUAAACUGAAGUAUUCAACCACCAGAAUUUCCCCACCAAAGCUGAACAGCCCAGCAGAAUCCCAACAGGAGGCCAAAGAAGUUUGCCACGUGUACUUUAUGAAGCUACGCUCAGGCCUUACCAUACAAAAGAAGGCCUGUUACGUCAGGGAAAAAACCACCAAAAGGUCUUCACUAAAAACAGGUGGAAAUCACAAAGAACAUCUGGUACUUGAUGCCCUUCGACAGCAACUUACUGGGGAGUCCUGUGCUUUAGUAAUUCCUAAAGCUAGGAGAUGUACGACAGCAUUUGAUGUUCCCAGUUUCAAAGAAUCUGCUGCUUCCCUGAGCACAUACAACGAUCAGUCCAUUACUUUUGUUUUGGGAAAUGAAGGUUAUGAGAUACAUGUUGAUGACUUGGGAAAAGACCAUGAGAAAGAAAAGGUGUUACUGCGUUACUACGAGUCUCAAUACCCUUCAAGUGAAUCAGGUGAUGGUGUUGAUGGUUUUAAGUUAAUGGUAAACCUGAGUCCUACAAAAGACAUCUGGCUGCAGGCUAACAAUGAGGAGCACUCUGUGGAGCUCCAAAAGUACGAAAAACGGUUGCCAGACCAGGCCUUCUUUGUCCUUCAUAAGAAGCCCAUGAAAUGUGUUUCAUUUGAAUGUAAGAGCAAUCCUGGAACAUUUAUAGGUGUAAAGGAUAAUCAGCUUGCUCUAAUUAAAGUAGACUAUCCUGAGAAUUUGUGUAGUGAGAAUAUCAUGUUUAAGCUCUCUGAAACAAUGUGAUGGAAAGCUGUGGGUCCUGGGCCGAGUAGCCCAAAUGCUAUCACUGGAGAAGGAAUGAGAGAGAAAGAAAAAGACAGGCAAUAUCUAAGGGAAACAGAGAGCAGUUGGCUUGCUGUGGAAUAUUUUCCUUAUGUGUAAAGAUAUUUUUUCUAAUCCUUCAGUUCUGUUUUUUAUUCCCC